UGUAGACCCAGGAGGCUAGUCGGUGUUUGCAGUAUCCGCGGAAUUUCAGCUUUCUCAACUCUGGGGCCACUUCUACAAAUGCACAGAUUUCUCCCAGCUUUACCAAGUAUAAUGGAAUCAAAACUGUAGGGACACGGACUUCAGGUCAAAAGUUCAGGCUGAUGUGCUGAUAGAUUUAAAACACAGUAAGAAUCCGAAUAAAGCAAUGCGGAGCCGCUCAUCCAGGGCAGCGUUGGAACACACCAGAGAACCAGGCAAAUCUACAAUCACCGCCACUGAAUGCAGCACGUAAAAGAGAUCCAUGAAAUUCCCUCAGCCGCGAGGGCCCCUUUUGUGCUGUUCCGCUAACACAGCAUCCCUCCUGCUAUAUAGACGGGCCGCGCUCCCGGCUGGACACUGAACUCACCACGCUCAGCCAGCCAUGGGGAAGAUCACCUUCUACGAGGACCGCGGCUUUCAGGGCCGCUGCUAUGAGUGCAGCAGCGACUGCCCCAACCUGCAGACCUACUUCAGCCGCUGUAACUCCAUCCGCGUGGACAGCGGCUGCUGGAUGCUCUAUGAGCGCCCCAACUACCAGGGCCACCAGUACUUCCUGCGUCGCGGGGACUACCCCGACUACCAGCAGUGGAUGGGCUUCAGCGACUCCAUCCGCUCCUGCCGCCUCAUCCCCCACCAGACAGGUUCUCACAGGAUGAGGCUGUAUGAGAAAGAAGACCACAAAGGCCUCAUGAUGGAGCUGAACGAGGAUUGCUCCUGUAUCCAGGACCGCUUCCAUCUCAGUGAGGUGCGCUCGCUGCACGUGCUGGAGGGCUGCUGGGUCCUCUACGAGAUGCCCAACUACCGAGGCCGGCAGUACCUGCUGAGGCCUCAGGAGUACCGGCGCUACCACGACUGGGGCGCUGUAGACGCUAAGGCGGGCUCUUUGCGGAGAGUGGUCGAUUUAUACUAAAAUAGGUUAACACUACCAUUUUCUCAUUUUGGAACCUAAUAAAGUAUUUAGUCUGUAUUGUUGGCAAACCCUGACUUCUGUUUUUCUUACAUUGUGCGCCAGUCUCCCCACCUGGGAAGGCCCCCUGUUAAAGGCUGAGGUGAGAAUGGACAAGUUAGGGUGUUCAGGGGGAUUUCAGUUAUGCUAAGUCUGAACAAGGCUUAGACGGCUGGGGAUGCAUGAAUGUACUCAGUGA
This is a messenger RNA of Meriones unguiculatus (Mongolian gerbil), 1184 nucleotides long. Its product is annotated as gamma-crystallin C. The record is from RefSeq and is a predicted model, not a curated record. Lineage: Eukaryota; Metazoa; Chordata; Mammalia; Rodentia; Muridae. Gene Ontology annotation, biological process: lens development in camera-type eye; visual perception. Gene Ontology annotation, molecular function: structural constituent of eye lens. Bases 422 to 949 code for a protein of 175 amino acids. The transcript has 3 exons.